UUAUCUUUCCACAUCGUUCUUCUUCCGUCUUCAUUCUUUUUCUGCUUCAAGUUCGCGUUUUCACUUCCAAAUCAAAUUUUCCUGCGUUUUCUCCUAUCUUCAUUCUCUCCAAAAUCCAUUAACUAAUUUUCCCCUAUCGUUAAACAUCAACACUUAUCCUUCAUCGAAUUGCAUCUCUUCCAGAAAACCCUAUUCAACAAUUUCAAAACCCUAGCCCCUUCAAUGGCAUCAAAGAAGAAACAAUCGGAAGGAAUCGCUUUGUUAUCCAUGUACAACGACAACAGCGACGACGAUAUGGAAGACGCUGAAGAAGUGAAUCGCCAGGGGGAGCAAGAUGACGCCGCUGAACACGCGGCGGAGGAAGAUUUGACUGCCGAUACGUAUAGAAUGACCGUUACUGAUUCCGGAAACGAAGUUACCGGCGAGGGUUUUACUCCGAAUAGAUUGUUUUCUCCGGUGCAAGAGCAACAACGGGUGGAAUUGAAGAUUAGUAAGAGUGCCACGCUUACGAUAGUUGAUUAUGGUCAUGAUGAAGUAGCAAUGUCACCUGAACCUGAGGAGGGAGAGAUAGAUGGUAGUGGUAGAGUUAUGUUUGGGGACCAACAUCAUGUAACCAAUGGCGAUUUGCUAGAUAGAACAUCAUCAGGAACAGCACAAGUUUUGACACCUAACAAUCAAGCUAACACUCCCCAAUUUUCGGAGACAUUGAAAUCUGAUACCGUGAAUAAUGACGAUGUGAUUAGACCUGAUGAUGCAGAGCUUGGAGAAGCAGAUCAAGAUGAGCAUAAAUCUGAAGAUCCAUUGGAUAAAUUUCUUCCUCCUCCACCCAAAGAUAAAUGUUUAGAGGAGCUACAAAGAAAAAUAAAUAAAUUUCUGGAGUAUAAGAAGGCAGGAAAAAGUUUUAAUGCAGAAGUUCGCAACAGGAAGGACUACCGAAACCCUGACUUCUUACUGCAUGCUGUGAGGUACCAGGAUAUUGAUCAAAUAGGGUCUUGUUUCAGCAAAGAUGUAUUUGAUCCUCAUGGAUAUGAUUCAAGUGACUUUUAUGAUCAAAUAGAAGCUGAUAUGAGGCGAGAAAGUGAUAGGAAAGAGCAAGAGAAGAAGAAAGCACAGAACCAAAAGGUUGAUUUUACUUCUGGGGGUACACAACCAGGAAUUGUGCUUGGUGCUCCCAGGAUCAGCAUGCCUGUUGCAGGCGGUUCUGCUGCAACUACAGGUGGUUUACAUUUGGUGCCUCCUACAGCUGAUUCUAUUAAUCGAGAUGGUAGACAGAAUAAAAAAUCAAAAUGGGAUAAGGUGGAUGGUGAUCGGAAAAUUCCUCUGCCCUCUGUGGGGCAGGAUUCUGUAUCUACAGCAGGGGCUAAUGCAGCAGUGUUAUCUGCUACUAAUGCUGGCAGUGGAUACAUGCUAUUUGCGCAACAAAAACGACGAGAGGCAGAGGAGAGAAGGUCUAGUGAAAGGAGGUUGGAGAGAAGAUCCUGAGCCACAUUCAUUUUGGUCUGUUGUAUCGAACAGUGUUAUAAGCGGUGGUUGAGAUUUUGCUGCUUUACAUUCUUGCUUGUUUAUUAUUUUGGCAACGCUAAGAUACACUGUAUAUUCUCAAAAAUGAAAAGAAAUUUCCUGCUUCAGUUGGUCUGACCCUUUAUUACUGUGAGAGCAGGAUUUAUGAUUUAUAAGAAAUUCAUAUGAAAUAGUUGUUCACGCUGGUUGAUUGGUUGGGUUUCGUUUUGUCAUCCGUAUUACAAUAUCAUUGCUUGCAUAUUUUGUUAGUUUUUUAA
Medicago truncatula (barrel medic) is the source of this 1778-nucleotide messenger RNA. RefSeq names its product SAP30-binding protein. Gene Ontology annotation, cellular component: nucleus. The record is from RefSeq and is a predicted model, not a curated record. Bases 223 to 1482 code for a protein of 419 amino acids. The transcript is spliced from 8 exons. Lineage: Eukaryota; Viridiplantae; Streptophyta; Magnoliopsida; Fabales; Fabaceae. Gene Ontology annotation, biological process: regulation of DNA-templated transcription.